This is a messenger RNA of Dermatophagoides pteronyssinus (European house dust mite), 2851 nucleotides long. RefSeq names its product epidermal growth factor receptor substrate 15-like 1. The record is from RefSeq and is a predicted model, not a curated record. Gene Ontology annotation, biological process: endosomal transport; endocytosis. Gene Ontology annotation, molecular function: calcium ion binding; protein binding. Gene Ontology annotation, cellular component: plasma membrane; cytoplasm. NCBI's taxonomy places the organism in Eukaryota, Metazoa, Arthropoda, Arachnida, Sarcoptiformes, Pyroglyphidae.
UUAUUAUAUUUGGCCUAUUAGGGAUAGUUGCGAUUAUAUUUUGGGUUUUUUUUGACAUAUAUCUCUCGGAUAGUAUAGCGUAGUUAACUGUAAUAACUGUAAUAUUUUUGUUAUUGAAUUGUUUCAGCAACAAAUAAAGAAUAAAGAAAUCGAUCAUGGAUUCGAUCACUAUACAAGAGAUUGCUGGCGAUCAUCUCCAAUUGUAUGAAAAAUUUUAUAAUCAGAUAAAUCCAAUCAAUUCUGAUAUUAUUAAAGCAAUGGAUGCAGCAAAUUUUCUACGUAAAUCGGGUCUUAAUCAAAUGACAUUGAAAAUUAUAUGGGAUUUAAGCGAUCCAAAUGGUCUUGGUUAUCUUGAUAAGAAAUCAUUUUUUGUUUCACUCAAAUUGAUUGCCAUGGUUCAAAAUGGUCGUGAACCAAAUUAUUCUGAUCUGAAAGCUACGUUACCACCGCCUAGAAUUAAUGAUGAUUAUUUUAAAUCGAUUGAUUGGAAUAUAUCACCGGAAAAUGCUCAAAAAUUUGCCACCGUAUUCAAUUCGAUGGGUCCCGUUGAAGGAAAAUUAGCCGGUACAAAAGUCAAACCAUAUUUAAUGAGUUCUAAAUUACCGGUAGAAACAUUGACAAAAAUCUGGGAUCUAAGCGAUAUAGAUCAAGAUGGAUUUCUAAAUCUAAAAGAAUUUAUUGUUUGUUGUCAAUUGAUAGCACGAGCCAGUCAAGGUUUCAUAUUACCAGCCGUAUUACCAAAUGAAUUAUUAAACUUUAAUCCUGCUGAUCCAUCUGUUCGUUCUUUUUCUCGAACAUCAUCAAUAUCAUCACAAUCAUGUGUAUCGCCACAUUUGAAUCUAAGUGAAACAACAAAAUCAGCUCCAUCAAAUCAAUGGAUCGUAACCAAUGAAGAAAAAAUUAAAUCUGAUGAAUUAUUUAUCAAAUUAGAUAAAGAUAAUGAUGGUUUUGUUUCUGGCUUAGAUGUUAAAGAUACAUUGCUUGAAAGCGGUCUUCCACAACCGGUACUCGCUCAUAUCUGGAAUUUAUGCGAUAUGAAAGAGACCGGAAAAUUGAAUGCCGAACAAUUUGCAUUGGCUCGGUAUUUCAUCCAGCAUAAACAAAAUGGCCAAGAACUACCUGCAAAACUAUUGCCGAAUAUGAUACCACCGACUCUCAGGCCUAAACCUUUGGAAUCUUUAAGCAACGAAAAUAUCAACGGUUCAAUGAAUUUAUUACAGCAACAACAACAGCAAUCGGGAACAUCUCCUACAUCGACUGGAAAUCGUGAAUUGGAUCUAUUACAAGAAGAUAUCAAAAAGAUUCAGUUAGAGAAAACUAAGUAUGAAUCGGAAGUAAUUGCAGAAGAGCAAUCACUAAGAUUAAAACAAAGCGAAAUAAAAUCAAUACAAAAUGAAAUCGAAGCUUUGUCACAAAUGUUGAAACAAUUAGAAAAUCAAAAGAAUGAUGCCAAAAAACGUAUCGAUGAUCUCAAUACACAGCUAAAAUGUUUAGAAAAUAAUUUGCAUGAUAUUUCAGUUAAAGUUGAGAAUCUUGAUAAACAAUAUUUAGAACAAAAAAAGAAUAUCGAUGAUCAAGAAUCGGAUUUAAAUGUGAAAAAACGAGAAUUUGAACAAUUAAAAACUGAAGAAACGUUAUUGGAAACAAAAAUUGAAGCAGCCAAAAAAGAAUUAGAGCGAACAACAAAAUUAGCGGCCGAUACACAGCUAGAAAUUAGCCAAAUCAAAGCAAACACUAUAGAAUUAGAUGAAUAUGAACGGCGUUUUAAUGAAACAAUGUACGAUUAUGAUAAUGCUAUUUCAAAUGCUGAUUACGCCAACAUAACAUCAUUGUUGUCAAGAUCAAUUACUCCUCCUGUGUUACUGACCGAAGAACAACAUGGACAAGCUUCAGAUUCAACUUUAGACGAUGAUCACUUUAAAGCCGAAUUCAAUUCGGAUCCAUUUGCCGGUGAAGAUCCAUUCAAAGAUGACCCAUUUGGUUCCAACAAAACUGCUAAUGAUGCAUUUGGUUCGGAUAAUUUUGCGAAUUUCGAUGCAUUUGGCACAAGCAAUACUUCUAGCAAUAAGGGCGAUCCAUUCGGAUUUUCACCAUUCGAUUCGAAUCAAUCAGCCACCGACCAAUUUCGAUCGGAAAGUCCAACACCAGCAUUGCCGCCGAAAAAAAGUAAAGCGCCACCGCCAAGACCAGCACCUCCCAGUAAAUCUUCGGCUGCCAAUAAAACUCCAUUGCGAGCAGCACCACUUCCGCCAUCAGCAUCAUCAUCAAAAGAUAAACCAGAAAGACCACCACCAUUGUAUGCAAAUGCAUCAUCCAAUUUUGAUCCAUUCAAUGAUCAGAAUCGUGAUCCUUUUGGAUCAGAUUCGGGUUUUUCAUCCUCUAAUACGCAAAAUUUUGCAAAUUUUGCUGAUUUUGAUAAAGCACAGUGAUUCAUUUCGAAAACAAAAAUUCUGGUCAUUCUUAUCACUAUGUUUGUUGCUGUGUUCUCAAUUCCUAGCAUUGAUUACGAGCGUUUUUUUCCACACACACACACACACACAUACAUUUGCGUUUUUUCCAUUUUGAUUCCGUGAUUUUAAUUCUAUUAUUAGUCAUUUCAUUAUUAUUAUUAUCAUUCCAAUUUUUAUUUGUAAAAUUAAUUUCAUUUAAAUGAAGUUUUUUUUUCAAUUAUCAUCAUCAUAGCACUUACACACAAUCUUAAUAUGCCGAGAAUAUACGAGUAUUGCCUUAAUUUUAUUCUGUGUUUUUUUUUCUUUUCGCUUCUUUAUUUGUUCAUUUAUUGUUGAAAUCUUCUUGUUAUAAUAAUAAUUGUUUUGUAAAUAAGUAUCAAUCAUUCACAUACAAUGCACUU